Messenger RNA from Schistocerca gregaria, 1171 nucleotides. It is a transcript of the gene mRpL50, whose product is annotated as 39S ribosomal protein L50, mitochondrial. The transcript has 5 exons. The coding region runs from base 1 to 711 and encodes 236 amino acids. Gene Ontology annotation, cellular component: mitochondrion; mitochondrial large ribosomal subunit. NCBI's taxonomy places the organism in Eukaryota, Metazoa, Arthropoda, Insecta, Orthoptera, Acrididae. The record is from RefSeq and is a predicted model, not a curated record.
AUGGCGGAUGGGAAACAACAAGCGCAGAGACUCUGUGAUUUCUAUUGGCUUGUUAUGGUCACAUGGUAUACAUGUAACUGUAUCAUGGCAGCGCUCGCGAGGCAUGGGCUGAGGAAAGGGGACGAAAUUAAAUAUAGCUUUGGAAAUGUCAUGUGUAUGUUUACAGCUAGCAAAAAGCUUCUGGCCACCAAAAAUAAGAAGAAAGAGGGGCCUAGAGCUAGAACAAUUGAAUCGACAGGGGAAUCUCUUGCUUCACGAGGGUUCGUGCGGCCACAGAAACAGUACAUCCCAGAAGGUGACAUUAAGAAAAAAAUUGACGAUAUCUGUAUGUCAGUAUGGCAAGAUAAGAAACAAAUCUUGAAAGACAGCAAUCCAAUAGCAGAUUCAGAAUUUAAGUUCAGCUUGUUGGCAAAAUGCUACCAAGAAUUCCAACACGCAGUGCCAAAUUCACUCUUGCAUACAAUAGAGUCACUUGAUGAUGUAAUAAAUUUCUAUGAAACACCCGUAGAUGUGACUAUUCCAUUUGAUACAUUGAAAAAGGUGGAGCUGCCAGAGAAUCUUCAUAUUCAGUAUGAAUAUCACAGAUUUCACCCAGAAACAGACACCAUGUUUGGCGGUGUAAGCGCAUUUCCAUUAAGUUCAACUAUAGUUACUGGGCUCAGAUAUAAGAAGAAAUACAAAGGUCACAUUGCUAAACCAAAGUGGAUGUGAUUAUUGGAUGAAAUAUGACUUUUUUUUUAGUAAUGAGCAUUAAAUAGUAAAACUGCAUUAUUGGUCAAACUGCCAAGGGAUGCAAUAAAUUAUUGUUUGUAAAUAUUUUAUACUGUUUUGUGAUGUGUAUUAACAUUUGGAGAUAUUGGGGUAAGGGGGCAUCUGUAAUUACGUGAGGCAAUUUCGGCAUUUUUUCAAUUCCACAUCCCCACCUUGUGAGAUUUGGAUCGGACCCUCCCAUCCUCCUCCCCCCACCCCUACAGCCUCAUGUGAGAUUUUUCAGAAUACAUAUUUUUAGUGUAAAUAUGUUAAUCUGUGCUUAAUUGCAUUGGAUUUAUUUAAAGAACAUAAUUUGCAUAAUUAUUUUUAUCUCAGACUAGUUAAGGCUAGUAUUUAAGACACAAUGUAGACUAGAAUCAAAGUGAGGAAAUAGAACAAUAAAAUGCUUAUGUAAAAGGAA